This is a messenger RNA of Lachnellula hyalina, 471 nucleotides long. Its product is annotated as Bifunctional solanapyrone synthase. The transcript is spliced from 2 exons. The record is from RefSeq and is a predicted model, not a curated record. Bases 1 to 471 code for a protein of 156 amino acids. Lineage: Eukaryota; Fungi; Ascomycota; Leotiomycetes; Helotiales; Lachnaceae.
AUGGCUAGUUUACCAGAUCUGGAAAUGUACAAGGCCGUAGAAGAAGUCCGGUCACAGCAAGUCGAAGCUCUACAAGCAGUAGGCGUCGAAGAUGUGCUCUUGACUAUGGUCUUCCAACCCAUUGCUACUGGCGCUAUUAAUGCAUGCGAUGCGGCAGGUGGGAAUCCACUGGGUUUGAAAGCUCAGAACCACAACUGGUUCCUCGUCAUGGCCGAUUGGAAGAAUCAAAAAGACGAAGAAACAGUCCGUAAAUCCCUUCGCACUAUCAUUGACAAAGGAGAAGAAAUUUCCAAGAAGAACGGAACAUACAUCCCAUUCAAGUACGCCAACUACGCAUCGAGAGAUCAAAACCCACUCGCAUCUUACGGGCCGGAGAAUCUGGCAAAGCUUAAGGAAAUUGCUUUGAAGUAUGACGCGGAGGAAGUCUUUCAAAAGCUGCAGAAUGGAGGCUGGCUCUUAUCAAGAACCUAA